AUGUUAGGGAAGGAUACAGGCGCAUAUAAAGGUCAUGUGUGCUAUGGUUGUUCACUUCCUGAAGCUUUAGAGCAUAUUAAAACAGAAGGCAUCCCAAAAGAACUCCCGGACUCCAAUACCUUUUUUUGCGAUACUGAACCUCCAAGUGUUGGUCUAAUGAAGCACAAGAUCAAAUCUUAUCUACAUUUCAGCACCGACAAAGCUCUUGAUCACCUUCCCAUUCAACCGAUUGGUUUGUUUGCCCUCAAUUGUGGACGUAAUGUAUACGAAGCCCUCUUGCUAGAGAAUUCUUAUUUCACGGGCUAUCAUAGAGUUGUGAUUCUACAGGUAGAGAUGUAUAGGGGAAUACAAGUUGCCUUGUGCAAAUUGAGUAACGGGGUUAAGGUUGGUGAUGAUGGAUACGUUCGGGUGUCCUUAGAAGUAUUGUACAUGGUGAUUGGUGCUGUAAGACAAGGGGCAAAAACUGUUCGGGGAUUCUUAGAAUCUUCUUCAUUAAGUAAACAUAAAGAAAUCACAUCAGCUUAA
Camelina sativa (false flax) is the source of this 525-nucleotide messenger RNA. The record is from RefSeq and is a predicted model, not a curated record. Lineage: Eukaryota; Viridiplantae; Streptophyta; Magnoliopsida; Brassicales; Brassicaceae.